This is a messenger RNA of Chaetomium globosum CBS 148.51, 1503 nucleotides long. RefSeq lists its product as uncharacterized. The coding region runs from base 1 to 1503 and encodes 500 amino acids. The transcript is spliced from 3 exons. Gene Ontology annotation, cellular component: fungal-type vacuole membrane. Gene Ontology annotation, biological process: amino acid transmembrane transport. Lineage: Eukaryota; Fungi; Ascomycota; Sordariomycetes; Sordariales; Chaetomiaceae. The record is from RefSeq and is a predicted model, not a curated record. Gene Ontology annotation, molecular function: L-glutamate transmembrane transporter activity; L-serine transmembrane transporter activity; L-histidine transmembrane transporter activity.
AUGCCCGCGGCCAUGUCCCAUUUUGGCGUUGUCCUGGGCAUCGUGCUGAUCCUGUGGUGUGGCCUCACGUCUGCCUUCGGCCUGUACCUUCAAGCCCGCUGCGCUCGGUACCUCGACAGGGGAACGUCGUCCUUUUUUGCCCUUUCGCAACUCACCUAUCCGAACGCCGCCAUCGUAUUCGAAGCCGCCAUAGCGAUAAAAUGUUUUGGCGUCGGUGUCUCGUACAUGAUCAUCAUCGGCGAUCUUAUGCCGGGCGUCGCUGAAUCUUUCGGCAGCGGGGACUUGGGUCUUCCGUUUCUGGAUGAUCGCAGGUUUUGGAUUACGGCUUUCUUUCUGCUGUUUAUCAUCCCGUUGAGCUUCCCAAAGCGGCUGGAUUCUCUCAAGUACACGAGCAUGGUUGCUCUUCUUGCUAUUGGGUACCUGGUCCUGCUGGUCGUCUACCACUUUGCGGCUGACGAGAUCCCCAACGACCGGGAUAUCCGGAUUAUCACUUGGGAAGGGCCGGUGGCUGCGUUGAGCGCGCUCCCGGUGGCCAUCUUUGCCUACACUUGUCACCAGAAUAUGUUCUCCAUCUUGAACGAGAUCAAGGACAACUCGCCGGGCAGCGUAGUAGCGGUCAUCGGUUCGAGCAUUGGUACCGCAGCAUCUGUCUACAUCUUGGUCGCCAUAGCCGGUUACCUCACCUUCGGCAAUGAUGUCAAGGGGAACAUCGUUGGCAUGUACCCCGUCUCCAUCGCCUCCACCAUCGCUAAGGCAGCCAUCGUCGCCCUCGUAACCUUCAGCAUCCCCCUCCAAAUCCACCCCUGCCGCGCCUCCAUCGACGCCGUCCUCCGCUGGCGCCGCGGCCCCACCAACCCGCGCUCCCCGAUCACCCCUAACGCCACCCUGGCCUCCCCCGGUGGCGGCGGCCAGCCGCUCCUCCCGUCCUCGGCGCGCGCCGCCUCCCCCACCACCCUCGACAGCCACGGCGCCCCGGCCCAGACCAUGUCGGAGCUGCGCUUCGCCCUCAUCACCAGCACUAUCCUCGUGCUGAGCUACGUCACCGCCCUGCACGUCUCCACCCUCGACCGCGUCCUCGCUUACGUCGGCAGCACGGGUUCCACCUCCAUCUCCUUCAUCCUCCCGGGCCUGUUCUACUACAAGAUCAGCGACCCGGACAGCAUCCACCACCAGCGCCUGUCCAAGGAGGACGACGAUGCCGGGCUCGAUGGCGGUGAUGUCGAUCUUGACGGCGAUGACGAUGAGGAGGCCGCCGCGUCUUCUGGUGAUGCCAUGGUCGGGUCCGGGCUGCUCGCGGCUAGUGUGGGCAGCCUGAGGUCGACGGCGAGCGGGACCGGCGCGGGGCGCCGCGGGAGAGGUUGGCUGCGCUCGAGGCGCAAGUGGCGCUGGGACUUGGAACACCUCGAGACGGGCCUGCUGCGGAAGCUGUCCGUCUGCUUGGCUGUGUAUGGGUUCGGUGUCAUGUUUGUGUGUUUGGGGAUGAAUAUUUUUUUUGGGCAUUAG